This is a messenger RNA of Theileria orientalis strain Shintoku, 2202 nucleotides long. RefSeq names its product CDC5-like. Gene Ontology annotation, cellular component: spliceosomal complex; Prp19 complex. Gene Ontology annotation, biological process: mRNA splicing, via spliceosome. The record is from RefSeq and is a predicted model, not a curated record. The coding region runs from base 1 to 2202 and encodes 733 amino acids. NCBI's taxonomy places the organism in Eukaryota, Apicomplexa, Aconoidasida, Piroplasmida, Theileriidae. The transcript has 11 exons.
AUGUUUAUUCAAAUAAAGGGUGGAGUUUGGAAAAACACAGAGGAUGAGGUGCUCAAGGCCGCCGUUAUGAAAUAUGGACUUAACAACUGGUCCAGAGUCUCAUCCUUAUUGGUAAAUAAAUCGGCAAAACAAUGUAAAGCCAGAUGGUUCGAGUGGCUCGAUCCUCAUAUUAAAAAGACUGAAUGGUCCAAAGAGGAAGAAGAGAAGCUUUUACACCUGGCCAAACUGUUUCCAACGCAGUGGAGAACAAUAGGACCGCUGAUAGGACGCACAGCGUACCAGUGUUUACAACAUUAUGAGCGACUUUUGGACCAAGCCCAGGGACGCGAGGAGGACGACGAAUUUGACCCUAGGAAACUGCGUCCAGGUGAGAUUGAUCCACAGCUGGAGUGUAAGCCGUCAAGGCCUGACGCAGUGGACAUGGACGACGAUGAAAAGGAAAUGUUGGCCGAAGCAAGAGCACGUUUGGCCAACACGAGGGGUAAAAAGGCAAAGAGGAAGGCGAGAGAGAAGGCGUUGGAACAGUCAAAGAGAAUAGCAGCGCUGCAGAAGAGGAGAGAGCUAAAGUCGGCAGGGAUUUCAGUGAGAAACUUUAAGUCGAAGAAGGAAACCAUCGACUACGAGCAUGAAAUCCCAUUUGAGAUACAGCCGCCAAAAGGAUUUUACCCACCAGAUAAGGAUAAGCCUGCAAACUUAUCAAUAAAGAACAUUGAGCAGCUUGAAGGAAUUCGCCGCGACCAGGAGUUGGAGAGGCUGCGGAAGGAUGACAUCAGGAAGCUGAAGAGGCUGCAAAGCGACGACACGCCGGCGGCAAUGGCAAUAUUUGAAAAGUACGACAAGUCUAGGAGUUUGAAGAAUAGACUGGUACUCCCGGAGCCAACGAUGACUGAUGAGGAAAUUAAUCAAAUUAUUAAGAUGGGAGCAGACGUGCAACUGCUAGAGAACGCAACCAACAGUGUGGUUGCAAGGACCCCGAUGACCUCGUCCAUAAUGGAAGAGGCUAGAAUCGCCGCAAUGGCAAACAAGCUGCAAACACCCUUAGAGGGAGAAAUAAACCUUCCAGACUCGUCGUUUCCAGUUCCGCAGACUCCAGCACAGUUUCAGACUCCUAAUCCAAUAAAGCAACUGAUGGCACAAACGCCACUGUCGAUAUUUGGCGCAAGGUCCACAUCAGGGUAUACACCCAGACCGAGUGAUACUUCAGUGUAUGAUGGAGCCUCAGAUGCCGAUCCGAUAGGAGCAAAGGCAAGGAUGGAUAUGGCUAAACUAUACGUUAAAGCAAGUCUAUCCAAUUUACCAGAGCCAGAAGAGCAAGUUGAAAUAACAGUACCAGAAAUUGAAAGUUUGGAAUCAGAUGAAGUUGACCAGGACCAGAAGGAGGCUGAUAUGGAGGAUUUAGAAGCACAGAAGGUGAGACUGGCUAAAAAGAAAAUGGAGGAGGAUGCGCUGCAGGAUUCUGAGGUGAUAAAGAGAAGACUGCCCAGGCCGUCAGUGUUCAACUCCAUAGUGUUCGUAAACGACCUGGAAAACACAUUCAAUGAAUCGCAAAUGGCCCAGAAGCAGCUAAUAAACGAAGAGUUUUUAAACAUACUGGCCUACGACAGCGUGAAGCACCCAAUUCCGCACGGAAGACCGGCAGACAACUACGUCCCCAGGGAACACUUUGAUAUAAAUCUACUCGAGGAAGCGAGAAGACUGAUUGACGAGGAGGCAAGGCUCCUAUCAGCUGGUCUCGGCGACUCUAAUCUGGAAAUGGACUGGAAAACUGACAACUUCAAAUACUCGCACCUGCAGAAGAGAUACAUGCCGUCAGAAAAGCUAACGCUGCAGGAGCAGAGGGCCUCGGAGGAAACGCUCUACAGGGAGUACGAGAAGCACCUGGAGAACCUCUCGAAGCGAAUCAAGGGGCUGGAGAACAAGUACGCAGUCUCGACGGGAGGAUAUCGCAAAAGGGAGGAGCUGAUCACGAAGGAAAUAGACGACAUGUAUGAAUCGACUGGCCAGGCGAUGAACGAUCUCAGUUCCUUCAGCCAUAUGGAGGCCCGGGAGAGGCUCGCCUCGAGUGAGCGUAUAUCUGCGCAGCUGGACCUGCUGCAGAGGGAGAAGCGGCUCAACGGAAAGUUGCAGGUAUCUUGGCCCCAGAUACACCCUUAUUUCAGAAACUGUACUCUGAAGCGACUCGGUCGUGACCCGUAUGUGUAA